AUGGUCCUGUCCAGGGCUCAUUUCCAACAUGGAGUCAUCGUGGCAGUGGACUCUUGGGCCACUGCUGGCACCUACAUCGCCUCCCAGACUGUGAAGAAGGUGAUAGAGUUCAACCCCUACCUGCUGGGCACCAUGGUUGGAGGUGCAGCUGACUGCAGCUUCAGGGAGCGCUUGCUUUCUGUCUACGAGCUCCGCAACAAGGAGUGCAUCUCUGUGGGAGCCACCUCCAAGCUUCUGGCUAACAUGGUAUAGCAGUACAAAGGCAUGGGCCUCAGCAUGGACACCAUGGUGUGUGGCUGGAACAAGAGAAGGCCAUGGCUGUACUACGUGGACUCAGAGGGGAACCGUGUGUGUGGGGACCUAUUUGCCGUGGGCUCUGGCUCCAUGUAUGCGUAUGGAGUGGUGGACAGCGGGCUGAGACAGGGUAUGUCUGUAGAGGAGGCGUGCGAGUUGGACCGCAGAGCCAUCUACCAGGCCACAUACCGAGACUCCUAUAGCGGAGGACAGGUGAAUCUGAACCAGGAAGACGUAUUGAAGCUGCACCACCAAUACCAGGAACAGAACAUAUAGAGAGGAGAAGGAGGGAUGGAUUCAUUUCACGAACAGUUUGCUGCAGUUCCCACACACAACGUGUUUCAGAAAGCGGGUGCCGUUUUCUAGUGAAGAGGCUGAUGAGUCAAAUCCCUCUCACUCAGUGUAGGAAUAGUCUGCAUCUCUUACAACGUUACAGAUCUACCUUCUAACAAAAACUGGGAAAGCAAAUCUUUUCUCAGUAAACCUUUGAUGUUUUUGUAAACAGGAAAUGUGUUUUUAUUUGAUUUAGGUCCUCUUGUUUUUCCUCCUGUGUUUACUGUAGAUGUGUAUUUUAUUCAUACACACAACACAUUCUCACUUCUGUCAUUUGAUCUUUUUCUUCUUUUCUCCAUCCCUUGAUAUAGCUCCUUUCCCCAUUUUCUGUUGGUAUUUUGUCAUCUGUUGAGAUCCUGAGGUAUUCUGUUCCUCAACCGACAGCUAUAGCUCUAA
Messenger RNA from Oncorhynchus gorbuscha (pink salmon), 1023 nucleotides. It is a transcript of the gene psmb5, whose product is annotated as proteasome 20S subunit beta 5. NCBI's taxonomy places the organism in Eukaryota, Metazoa, Chordata, Actinopteri, Salmoniformes, Salmonidae. The record is from RefSeq and is a predicted model, not a curated record. Gene Ontology annotation, cellular component: proteasome core complex. Gene Ontology annotation, molecular function: threonine-type endopeptidase activity.